This is a messenger RNA of Phasianus colchicus (ring-necked pheasant), 2233 nucleotides long. Lineage: Eukaryota; Metazoa; Chordata; Aves; Galliformes; Phasianidae. The record is from RefSeq and is a predicted model, not a curated record.
AUGGGGCCGGCGGGGCUCUGCUUUUCCGGCUCGGGAUCGGGGUUGAGCAGAAGGGUGACCCGCAGUGCUGCUGACGGGCGUCGGGCUGUUCGUACGGCCCAGCAGGACGCCUUGGAGGAGGUGGGAAAUCUCUGCCUGCUGGAGAAAGCGAAGCAAAAGCUGCGAGGGGACGCGCGGUGCCUGCUGGUGUGUCCGCACGGACACUUGGUGAGAACUUCCUGCCUGGAGAUUAACAGUGAGGACAUACGAGACCUUCUAGGGGCCGAUACCAAGCACAUGUUGGAGCUGAAGGAGCAUCUGGAGAAGGGGCUGUGCGUGGAGGGGCUUUCCCUGCACCCUUUGCAUGGUGUGGUGCAGUGUGAGCAGAUUGUGGAGGACUGGAGGAACACUGUGAUGAACAAGGACUCUUCCAGCUCCAUCUUUACCAUCUGUGUGGAAAUCUGCACCAUAGAUGAGAGAGGGCAGGACCAUCUUAGGGCAGCAAAAGUUAAUAUAGUGGACCUGGCGGGAAGCAGGAGACAAAGUGGAACUACAGGAGAGCAGAGCAAAGAGGCCACCAAAAUCAACCUUUCCCUCUCUGCCUCAGUCCUCGUUGAUGGCAGGUGCAAACACAUCCCCUACUGUGACUCAAAGCUGACCAGGCUGCUGCCAGGCUUCCUGGGAGGGGAUACCAAGGCCCUGAUGGUAGCAUGCUUAUCAGCUGACAACAGCUAUGAUGAAGCUCAGUGUCUCAGUACUGUGCGCUAUGCAAAUCGAGUGAAAAACAUCAACAAGUCCUGUAUCAGGGAGGACCCUAAGGAUGCUCCGCUGAGAUAUCAGGAGAAGAUUAAGAAGCUGAAGGCCAUUCUAGCUGAACAAAUGAAUGUGAAUAACUUGUCAGAUAGGAAAACCUCAGUGACCUUAGAACUGCUUUGGCUUCCACCUGCCAAGGCUGCUCACUUGGAAGGGAAGCGAGCUCCCUCCUCCCAGUUAGAUGUUGAAGCAGAGAAGCAGCUGAUCAGAGAAGAGGAUGAAGAGAUGCUGGCUCAACUAAGUCAGCAUGAAGCAAAGCAGAAGUCCCAUGCCUGCCUUGAAGAGGGCAUCAGUAACCUGAGGAUCUGCUGUGGUCUCAAGCUGUCUGCCCUUGAGGAGAACCUCAGGAAGGAAGGAGGUGUGGAUACUCCUGCUGCAGCAGAUGAAGAACUGCCAUCAGUCAAGGUUGCCUUCAGUCCACUUCUCCCUCCUAUGCUGAAGAAACCCAGGACAGCAAAUCUCCCAAGGAGUCGCUAUUUCUGUAUGGUGUUGUCUCAAGCAUUGUUCAAGUACGGAAGUUCAUCUUUCACAGCUACACAAAUGCUUCCUUGUAAUGCUCAACUAAGAGAAGCACUUGUGUUUUCCAGGCUGCAGAUGCUAGAACAAGUGGUAAGGGGAGAAGAGGCUGAAAACGAGGACCUCGAGGAGAAGCAUAACACUAGAAAGUUUGCAAAUGAGCAGAGGAUGCAGCUGGUGACCGUGCUGCAGAAAUCCGAUGAUGACAGCAGUGAUUUGGUUCUGCUUAAUGUCCACGACUCCGUCCAGGAGGAGGUUUGAGACAAGAGCAAACUUCUGGAGAAGAUACAGAAGAAGUUGCGAGCUGCUGAGACAGAAAUCAAAGAUCUGCAGUCAGAGUUUGAGCUGGAAAAGAUUGGUUAUCUCAGCACCAGUCGCAGUCUGGAGCAAGACAUGAGGCUCUUCCAGCAGCUGCUGAAUCAGGUGCAGUUCCUCAUCCAGUGGGACUGCAACUACAGCAAUGUGAAGAUCAAGUGCAAGUCUGUCUGGGAUGAGGAGUCUGGCUGCUGGAAAAUUCCAGAGCCUGACAUUGCAAGAAAAAACAAAACACCUGCCCGUAGGUAAGAGGAGUAUCGGGGUCACAGUGCCAUUCCAUGGCUUCUCCUGGGCUCACCAGCAGGUCAAUAAAUGGCAAUUGGACCACACUCACUUCUGUCAUCUUCUGCGUACAGUGGAGGCUUCUGCCUUCCCGCCAAGUCUGAAUAACAACUUAAUGAGGACAAAACUCGCUGGGGCUACACAAAAAAUUUGGGCAAGCAGGUGAUACAAACUGGGGAGCUGGCAUAGGAUUCCCUGCUAAGCUGUCCAUUCUCUGCGUGCCUUCGGUAGGGAGUGAAUUUGCCAUUACUGUUUAAACAAAUCAGAUGCCCUUUUUAAAGCUGUUCCUCCUAGGAUCUCAAAUCACUUUGAUGUUAAUGAAAAAGCC